This is a messenger RNA of Spathaspora passalidarum NRRL Y-27907, 1780 nucleotides long. RefSeq lists its product as uncharacterized. Lineage: Eukaryota; Fungi; Ascomycota; Pichiomycetes; Serinales; Debaryomycetaceae. The record is from RefSeq and is a predicted model, not a curated record. Bases 24 to 1712 code for a protein of 562 amino acids. Gene Ontology annotation, cellular component: MICOS complex. The transcript has a single exon. Gene Ontology annotation, biological process: cristae formation.
UAACCAUUGAGAACUAAGGAAAUAUGAUUAGAAGUGUUGUUCUGCGUUCUACCCGUACUGCUAGCAGACGUGGCACCCGUUGGAUGUCCCAAUCUGCCAUCAGAUCCAAUGUUGCAAAAGUGGAAGCCCCACCACUCCCACCUGCUGUCAAACCAGCUGCUAAGAAACAAAAGAAGUUUUCUUUAAUUGGUGCCCUUAUCAAGCUUACUCUUUUAGCUGGAACUGUCUAUGGUGGUACUUUGUACGUUGCUACCAAGAAUGAUAAAGUUAUGGACUUUGUCGUUGAACAACAGUUGCCUUACCAUGAAGAAUUGUUGGAAUACAUUGACAAUUUUGACAUUGAUGAUAUCAAGAAAUCUUAUGAUACACUUAUAAACAAAAUCAACGGGGUUAAAUUACCAACCAAGGAGGAUGUCGAAUCAAUUACUCAUGAAUUAGAACACAGAGGUGAAGAAUUGGUUAAGGAAACCAAGAAAAUUUUCACACAAGCUGUCGAUAUUCCAAAAUCCGUUCCAGAACCAGUGGAAAAGGACACAGCAUUGACUCCAGCUCAACAAUUACAAAAGGUUGAAAUCGAACCUGUCAAGAGAGAAAUUGGACAUUUACCAUUGAUUGAAUUAAACAGUGACAUUGCUAAGUCUGUUGACAGCACUGUCAAGUCCACCAUUGCUUCAUUUAAUAAGUUUAUCCAAAACAUUGAUGCCAAUACCCUUGCUUCUUCUGACGCUGCUGUUGUAAAGACUAUUAGUGAAAACAUUAACCAAUUAGCCACCAAGUUAAACUCCUUGACCAAGACUUUUGAUGAUGAAUUACAAUCUAAAUUAAAGGUUUCCCAAACUGAAUUAUUCUCUUCAUUCACCAAGAAAGAAUUGGAAUUGACUGAAAACUUGUUGGAACAAUUCAACAAGGAAAAGUCUCAAUUGGAAGCUAAGUUAAACGAAAAAUUGGCUAAUGAAAUUCAAGCUUCUAGAGAAGCUAUUGCUCAAGCUGCCAGUAACGCUGUUUCUAUGGUUAGAAUUGAACAAACCAAGAAUUUUGAAAAAUUGGUUGCUGAAAAACUUGACCAAGAAAGAAAUGGAAGAUUGGCCAAUUUAGAAAGCUUACACUCUAGAGUUGAAGAAUUGGAAAAGUUUGCUGAAAGUUUCGAACACCAACUUGUUAACAACCACAGCAGAUCCUUGAUCCAACAAUCUAUUUCCAAGAUUAGAGGAUUAUUAUUAGCACCUACUGCUGACGACAAGCCACAACAUUUAGCACCACAUGUUGAAGCAUUAGCAUCCGUAGCUAAUGAUGAUGAAGUUCUUCAAUUGGCAUUAAAGGAUUUGACUCCAUUGCUUUCCGGUGAAUCAACUCAUUCCAUAUUAACUCCUUCUCAAUUAUUAUCUCGUUGGGAACAAUUAGCUCCUGAACUUAGAUCUGCCUCCUUAUUGCCACCAAACGCUGGUUUAUUAGGACACUUAUCUUCCUUGCUUUUCUCCAAGCUUUUAUUACCAGUCAAGGGUGUUAAGGCUGAAGGUAAAGAUAUUGAAUCAGUUAUUGCCAGAGUUGAAUCUAGUUUAACCAGAGGUGAGUUGGAUGUUGCUGUCGAAGAAGCAUCAAACUUGAAGGGUUGGUGUAGAAAGCUUGCUGACGAUUGGGUUACUGAAGGAAGAAAGAGACUUGAAGUUGAAUUCUUGCUUAACUUGAUUGAAAGUGAAGUUAAGAUUAUGUAAGUUGUAUAAUAGUCCACACUGUAGUCACAUUUUGAAUACGUUCAAUACAUAUUAUUAUUUAACUAGUG